Rotaria sp. Silwood2 is the source of this 321-nucleotide messenger RNA. Lineage: Eukaryota; Metazoa; Rotifera; Eurotatoria; Philodinida; Philodinidae. The record is from the annotation of a GenBank genome assembly.
AUGCCUCAGAGAUUACGUUCACUUUACGACUUUAUGCUCAGUGUUAAUGAGCGAAUGGAAAAUGAUCUAUCGAAGAAAAAUCAAUCAUUUAAGAAUUUUGGUUGUCAUUUCUGUCUCUUCGUGAGUGAUAAUAGUCAAGAGAAUACAACAGUUCGUCAAUGUAAUGUAUUAAAUGAGACAGGUAAAGCUGUGACAACUCAUGGACUUGUUGGGUAUAUCCAAAUGGAUGAUCAACAAUAUUAUCGGCUGUUACCGGAUGAACAACAUAGACAGAAGUGGUUCAAAGAGUUCGAAGAACAUGAAUUUCUUGUUAUAACUUAA